AUGUCGUCUAGUGGCACUAUAAGUAACUAUUAUGUCGAUUCUCUCAUAGGCCAUGAAACCGAAGAAGUUUACGGGAGUAGAUUCGUCCAGGGAGGUCACAGUGCGACCUCCAGGCCAUCAGGUGUUGCAGAGAGUUCAGAUUUUUCCUCCUGUAGCUUUGCACCAAAAUCCACCGUGUUCUCAACCUCCUGGUCCACAGUUCACCCUCAGCCGUCUGCGGCAAUGACCGGGAUCUACCACCCCUACAUGCACCAGCCCCACUUAGGGGCAGCCGACGCCGGCCGCUACGUGCGCUCCUGGAUUGAGCCCUUCCCGGGUUUCCCGGGGGGCGGCGGCAGCGGCGGCGGCUCAGCGUCCAGCUCCGGCUCCUCCAACGGACGCCACUACGGGAUAAAGCCGGAGACUGGAGCAGCCGCCUCUUCGUCUUCCUCGUCUUCCUCGUCUUCCUCCUCCUCCAAAAGGACUGAGUGCUCCUCGUCCCGGGAGUCCCAAGGGAUCGGUGUGCCCGACUACACGUGCAGCUCCUUCCUCCAGGAGCCCCGGGAGAAGGCAGCUGCCGGCAGCUCCAAGGACCCCGCCGCCUGCAGCCACAAUCCCAGCCCGAGCAGCGAUCUGAAGGAGGAUAAACAGCAGCAACUUGACCCAAAUAACCCUGCAGCAAACUGGAUCCACGCUCGUUCGACGAGGAAAAAGCGUUGUCCCUACACAAAAUACCAAACUCUGGAACUGGAAAAGGAAUUUCUCUUUAACAUGUACCUCACCCGAGACCGCCGUUAUGAAGUAGCUAGGAUUUUAAAUCUCACAGAGAGACAGGUCAAAAUAUGGUUUCAGAACAGAAGAAUGAAAAUGAAAAAGAUGAACAAGGAAAAAGGCAGUAAAGGAGACUAACGAUGGGGUAGAAAUGCAGUUAGGGAAUAUUGAUUUAGU
Molecule: messenger RNA, 927 nt
Organism: Dryobates pubescens (Downy woodpecker)
Lineage: Eukaryota; Metazoa; Chordata; Aves; Piciformes; Picidae
Gene: HOXD9
Product: homeobox D9
Exons: 2
Coding region: 1-888 (295 amino acids)
Biological process (GO): anterior/posterior pattern specification; proximal/distal pattern formation; regulation of transcription by RNA polymerase II
Cellular component (GO): nucleus
Molecular function (GO): RNA polymerase II cis-regulatory region sequence-specific DNA binding; DNA-binding transcription factor activity, RNA polymerase II-specific
Source: RefSeq, a predicted model, not a curated record